This is a messenger RNA of Meloidogyne enterolobii, 1824 nucleotides long. Lineage: Eukaryota; Metazoa; Nematoda; Chromadorea; Rhabditida; Meloidogynidae. The record is from the annotation of a GenBank genome assembly.
AUGAAAAUCCUUGGAUUAGCCGUUAUUUUUCUGCUUUAUAACCCUUGUUAUUCUGUUAAGGAACACCAUCCUUUAAAGAAAGCAUUAAUUCAAGGCGGCCUAAAUUUAUGCAUGAAUUGUUCACCUUUUAAUAAUGAAGCGGAUAGAUUUUCUGAUACUACAAGCUCAACAACAAAGGAAGGAGAUAAUGAUAAAAUUGGAAAUUUUGGAAAGAUUAAGACCGAUUCUGCUUCAUCUUCUACUAUUCAAUAUGGAGAGAUUGAAAUAGAUAGAUCCCAUCUUGGAGGGAUAAGUAAAGGUCAUAAAAGUCACCAUAGAAAGGCUCAGUCUGAAUCAAAUAUUAAUCUGGAUAGACAAAAUAUGGGCAGAGAAAGCUCUAGAUCAAGUAAUUGGGAUAAUGAGAGAUCAAUAGGAAGAAACAAAAGUUUAUCUCUCUCAUCGUUCUCGAACAGUAUCCGUCGGCUGUUUCUACAUUCAAAAAGCCAGAAAAAUCAAAAUUCAAGAGAAAGGCAAACAUUGAAAGAUUUAUUCAGUAAAUGGACGGGAACUCAGGAUGAUGUAGAACCAGUUCGGUUGAAUUUUAAAACGCCGAUAUAUGGCUUAAGAAUAUGCCGGCAUGAUGAGAUUGAAGAAGAAUCGUCAAACAAAGAAAGUAAUGAACUUAAAAACCAGGAAUACUAUAGCAAUGUUUUUAACAAAGAAGCAGGAGCUUCUGUAUCUGAUCAACAACAUUUAAAGGGCGAGAGCAUAUCAGACCACAAAAAUAUUGACAAUGGUAAAGAAUUAGAGGUAGAUAGUCAAUCAUCCAAACAUAGUGAAUCAGGAACUGAAAAUGUCCAUGAAGAUCAAGCCAGGAAAAAGCUUAAGGGCAAAAUUGAGGAGCAUGAUGAAAUUGUGGAAGAAUUAUCAGAUGAAAAAAAUGAAGAAGGAAACCCGAAGAAAAAUGAAGCUGUAGAACCGACACCAUUUGGAAGCCCUAUUUUUCUGAUGAAAAAUGAUGUCUUGGAAGAGAAUAAAGGUGUAUCGAAAGAAAAUAUUCCCGAAGUAGACCACAAAAAAUGGAAGGAUGGACUUUUUAAAUAUGAUGAUAGAUUUCUAAAGGAUUAUGGAGGCCCUCCUGGAUGGUAUUUGAUAAGAGAUCGGUCGAAUGUUGAAUUAAGUAGAUUGGAUUCACAGAAAAUGAGGAAUCAGAAAACAGGGAAGCGAAGAACAAAUAAGCGAAGUGUGAAGAUUAAAGGAAAGGAUGUUGAUGUAGGAGCUAAGAAUAAAGGAAAGGAUGUUGAGGAUAAGGCUAAAGUGGUAUCAGAAGGAAGUAAUCUGAAGGAAAAGGAGCCUCGGCAUAAAUUAGGGGAUUUUUUAUCUUUAAAAUCUGAAGACGUACAUGGAAAAAAGACUCUUAGUGAAGCUGAGAAUAAUUCGAAAAAAAGAAAAUUAGAUCCUCAGGGAUCUUUGGAAUCAGAAAUCAAAAAGGACCCUCAAGCUUCUCAUACUAAAGAAAAAAUUAUUGGUAUAUGUGUUUCGAGAAGGAUUAAUGAAGGAAGUGUUUCUGUUAAGAAGGAUAACGUUAAAUCUGAAUGCGAGGUGGAGGAGGAGGAUAAUGAUGAAGAGGAUAAAAAAGAAGUUAACAAGGCUAAAAUAGAUUUUGAUAAAAGCAUGGAAAUGUUUAAAAAGUUAGAAAAAGAUGGUAAAAUACCAGUGCCCGAAAAAGGAAAAUUAGGAGAAGGUUUGAAAAUGUCAGAAACUGUUCAGAAAUGUCAAGGUUGUUUCAAUAAGUCUAAAUUAGAUUUGAGUCCUUUAUCACACGGAAUAUCUUUCAUUUACUGA